AGCUUUAAGAUCUGUUCGGGAGGGUUAGGGGCUGGUAGAUCGUUUAUCUAGAAACUCAAAGUCCGCCUCUAUCCUGUGCGGUCUUUUCCUUCGGACCUGCAAUGGAUGUGACGACUGGAUUUGCAUUCUUUAUUGUUUUUCUGCAACUAAUUCACGCGAAUGGACUUUAUAUAUCCAAUAGCAUAGAGUCUCUGCAGCAUGUCCUGAGGGAAUAUGGGGUGGUGAGGCCUGUGAACAGUGACGCAGAAGGCCGCUUCCUCUCAGGUGCUGUCUCCGCACCUCAGCUGGACAGCCAGCACCAGCAGGUCUACAGACGCUGGAGGAGGGAGGCUGCAGCCGCCUCAGACCCCAGCCAUGGAGACCUGGAGGAAGGAGAGGGCACCGCCAGGCACAGGGAGACACUUUUCUACAACGUCACUGUGUUUGGCCGGGAGCUUCACCUGCACCUGCGCCUCAACUCCAGGCUGGUGGCCCCCGGAGCUAAAGUGGAGUGGCAUGAGGAGGGCAACCAGACCCGCUACGAGCCUCUACUGGAGAGCGACUGCUUUUAUGUAGGAGAAGUCACCAACGUCAGGGACACAUCCGUCGCUCUCAGCAACUGUGAUGGCCUGGCAGGAAUGAUCCGCAUGGGGCGGGAGGAGUUCUUCAUCGAACCCCUGGAGCACCGAGGGGGUGGGGCAGGGGAGGAGGAAGGCGGAGACGGAAGACAUCACAUUGUUUAUCGCUCCUCUGCCAUUAAGAGACCCCAUGUCAAUCAAACAGCGGACUCUUACCCCCAAGGGUCAGUUCUGGGUGGUCUGAUGGACCUGCAGGCACUGUCCAGAGGAGUGCAGCAGCAGCAUCACAAACUGAACCGGACCAGGAGGGCCCGGGCCCGACGCCAGGCCCACGAGGAACCUGAGCUGUUCAACAUGGAGGUUCUACUGGGGGUGGACUACUCCGUGGUCCACUUCCAUGGCAGAGAGAACAUCCAGAAGUACCUCCUCACCCUCAUGAAUAUAGUGAAUGAGAUUUACCAAGAUGGUACUCUGGGUGCCCACAUCAACGUGGUUCUGGUCCGGAUCAUCAUGUUGUGUCCUGCAAAGUCUUUGAGUCUGAUAGAGCUGGGGAACCCGUCUCAGAGUCUGGAGAACGUAUGUCGCUGGGCCUUCCUGCAGCAGAAGGAAGACAGGAGUGAUCCAGAGUACCAUGACCAUGCCAUCUUCCUCACCAGACAGGAGUUUGGCCCCUCCGGCAUGCAAGGUUACGCUCCUGUGACGGGUAUGUGCCACCCAGUGCGGAGCUGCACUCUCAACCACGAGGAUGGCUUCUCCUCUGCCUUCGUUGUGGCACAUGAGACUGGACACGUGCUGGGUAUGGAGCACGAUGGCCCCCCUGGUAAUGAAUGUGGUGAUGAGGUGCCCAUGGGAAGCAUCAUGGCUCCUCUGGUGCAGGCUGCCUUCCAUCGCUUCCACUGGUCCCGAUGCAGCCAGGAGGAGCUCAACAAGUACCUGAACUCGUAUGACUGUCUCCGUGACGACCCCUUCGACCAUGACUGGCCGGCGUUGCCACAGUUACCAGGGAUCCACUACUCUAUGGACGAGCAGUGUCGCUUUGACUUUGGCGCCGGCUACACCAUGUGCACGGCGUACAGCACCUACGACCCCUGCAAGCAGCUCUGGUGCAGUCACCCAGACAACCCGUUCUUCUGCAAGACCAAGAAGGGUCCGCCCAUCGACGGCACUACGUGUGCAGCAGGGAAGCACUGCUUCAAGGGUUACUGCAUAAAGUUGACCCCAGACAUUCUGAGACAGGAUGGUGCCUGGGGCCAGUGGAGUAACUUUGGCUCCUGCUCCCGUACCUGUGGGGGUGGUGUGCGCUUCCGGACCCGUCAGUGUGACAACCCAAUCCCUGCCAAUGGAGGACGCACCUGCUAUGGCAACAGCUAUGAGUUCCAGCUCUGUAACCUAGAGGAGUGCUCCAAGCCCUUAGUUGACUUCAGGGAGGAGCAGUGCAAGAUGUGGGAGCCCUACUUUGAGUAUGACAACACCAAGCACCACUGGCUGCCCUAUGAGCAUCCUGACAUUGAUGAGAGAUGCGAGCUCUACUGCCAGUCUAAGGAGACAGGAGAUGUGGUGGCAAUGAACAGGAUGGUGCACGAUGGCACACGCUGCUCCUACAAAGACUCCUACAGUAUCUGUGUACGGGGAGACUGUGAGCACGUGGGCUGUGAUAACCAGAUAGCCUCAGACAUGCAGGAGGACAAGUGUGGCAUCUGUGGUGGAGACAACUCCACCUGUAAGAUCAUCAAGGGGAACUUCACUAGGAACGCUAAAAAAGAAGGUUUCCUCAAGAUACUUGAAAUCCCUCGAGGGGCCAGACAUCUGUUGAUUCAGGAGUUCAAGGCAACUCCUCACAUCCUUGCUGUAAAGAACCAGGCCACAGGUCAUCUGUUCCUGAACGAUGAGAACGACUUCCCAGAGUCCCGUACAGUGAUAGAGAAGGGGGUGGAGUGGGAGUAUCACAACAAUGACGACAUGGAGACCAUCCAGACCACAGGACCUCUCAGAUACACUGUUCUGGUCAUGAUGCGUUCCCACGGUGACUCAAAGGUUACUCUCUCCUACAAGUACUUUCUCCACGAAGAGCUGCAGUCGUCUAUAGAAAAUAACCUGGUGCAGGAGGACACAGCCUACUUUGAGUGGGCUCUGAAGAAGUGGUCUCACUGCUCGAGGCCCUGUGGAGGUAAGCAGUACACAAGGUUUGGCUGCAGGAGAAAGUCAGAUGGGAAGAUGGUCCAUCGCACCCUCUGUGUGAACAUCAACAAGCCCAGAGCUAUCAGCAGAGACUGCAGCCAGAAAGAGUGCUCCCAGCCAGUUUGGAUCACUGGGGACUGGGAGGAGUGUAGUUCAUCCUGUGGGAAGACUGGCUACCAGACCCGCUCUGUCCUCUGUCUGCAGCCCAUCGCCGGCGGUGGCCAACGUACCAUCCACAGCAAGUACUGUAAUGAUGACAGGCCAGAGGGACGGCGACCCUGCAACCGCCAGCUCUGCUUUGCCAAGUGGGGAGUAGGACCAUGGUCCCAGUGUUCGGUGACGUGUGGCAACGGGACCCAGGAGCGGCAGGUUCUGUGCAACACUUCUGAUAACUCAGUGGGACUCUGCAUGGAGCCCAAACCCAUCACACUCAGAACCUGCCAGCUAGUCCCCUGCACAGGUGACGGAAGAAACGUUUUGAUCCAGUGGCUGUCGCGGGCCAACCCAGAGUUCCCUGCUCCCAAGAUCUCCUCAAGGCAGUGUAAGGGAGAUAGGUCAGCGUUCUGUCGUAUGGAGGUGCUGAACAGGUAUUGCUCCAACCGUGGGUACAGACAGAUGUGCUGCAAGUCCUGCAGCGAGGGAAACUUCACCAGUACGGGCCAGACCUUCACCAGUACGGGCCAGACCUUCACCAGUACGAGCCAGACCUUCACCAGUACGGGCCAGACCUUCACCACUGGGCCCUGGAGGUACACCACACUACCUGCUCCCACCCCCACCAAUGGCUCCUGCUCAACAACCCCCACAACAACCCUCACACCCAAACCCUCCACCAAGCUUUAUACCACUGACUUUGCUUAUGUCGACUACGACGAUUAUGAGGAGUAUACAACCAAAACCAACGAGGACAACACAGCGAAAAAAUAUAGUCCUACCACCAUCCCUGUAUUAACCACCAGACGCCCCAGAAGAACAACCACCCCUUUGGUUACCUCCAGGAGUCCUACAUCGCUCCCCACCACCACUGAGGAGACUACAGAUCCCAGCACCACCAUCACCACCACUCAAACCACCACAGAACCCACCACAGUUCCCACCAGUCAGGGCCCAUCGACUCUCAGAACUACAAAUGUCCCCAAAUCCACCAUGUCCACCACAGCUUGGGUUGAUGUUGUUGAGAGGAAGUCCUGGACAACCCUAGCUCCAUCCACUUCCAGACCUAAAGACAAGAGAUGGAAAACCAUUCCAACACAGCGUAGGGUCAGUGUGAUACGCAUGCCCUCCACCAUAUCCCCCCACAGGACAGAGGACAAGAGAGAGAACAACUGGCUGGAGGUGCCAUACAGGAUCGUUGGUGUAGACAAUGAUGUCUCUCAAAACCACUUUGUUCCUAGAAGACGGCCUCCAUUCCAAGAAAUGACACGGAACAAAAGAAUACAAGAGCUCCUAGCUGAGAAAAGGAGGCAAGGCUUACUCCUCAAACGAGCAAAAAGAGAACCGGGGCCUUGAUAGUCAGUCAACCUUUGAUUCCCUUAGUCUUUAGCACAUCCCAAAGCUAUGCUACGGAGAUUUUCCUGUUGAACGUUGCAUUAGACAUUUUACAGACACUCUUAUCCAGAGCAAUUAGGGUUUAAGUGCCUUGCUCAAGGACACAUCAACAGAUUUUUACCUAGUCGGUCCGGGGAUUCAAACCAGCAACCUUUCGGUUACUGGCACAACGCUCUUAACCACUAGACUACCUGCCAUCAAUGUGUGACAUGAUCCUGCUAUAAUGAAACCACUCAUUCCAGUUCAGAGCCUGUCGGUCAUGUAAAAAUGUAUUGGUUAUCUUAAAGAUGGGAAUUUGGCCUGCUUUGCUUUUUUAUCCAAUGAGGAAAGGGGAUAGAAAUUAAAGAAAACGUACAAAACCAACACAAUUGAUCAAAUGAAUACUAACUCUACAAGUCAUUUUCUGUAAAUCCACUCUCUUGAGCGUUAAUUGCACAUUUGUACUUGCUGCUUGGUAAUAAAGAUAAAUUGAAUCGUUUGUUAUGCUAUGAUGUCAAUACAUAUUGUUUAUUUGUUUAGAUUGUAAACAAUUAAUACAUUACAAAGACUUAUUUAACAGCACUUGUGAUAAGGAAGGAAGUUGCUGUUGUCAGUAGCAGGUUCAAAGAUGGUUUGUGAAUACAUUUUUGUAUUAUUUUUUUUUACAAAACUUUUAAUACUAUUAUAGUAAUGGUAUACACCCCAUAGUUGAGACCAGAAUCAUAUCCAAACUGUAUAAGGCUAGCUUACACUAUCUGUACAUUCCACCCUUACAAUACCAACACACAGCACAUGAUGUCCAAGGCAAAAUGUAAAUAUGACUCAAAUUUUAUUUGUAAUAUUUAUUGAACUGUCUGUUAAAUGAUGUAUGCUUUUCACACGCAGGUGCAUGAGGCAUGUGCUCAUAGGACUAGCAGCCAUACAAUCACUAUGUAGUAUUCUAACACAUUGGUGAAUGGAAACAACAACAUAAACUGUUUUCAUACCUGAUAAUCUGAUCAUUUAAUAAAACUGCAAUUGAA
This is a messenger RNA of Salvelinus fontinalis (brook trout), 5284 nucleotides long. RefSeq names its product A disintegrin and metalloproteinase with thrombospondin motifs 2-like. The coding region runs from base 102 to 4244 and encodes 1380 amino acids. Gene Ontology annotation, biological process: extracellular matrix organization; proteolysis. The record is from RefSeq and is a predicted model, not a curated record. Gene Ontology annotation, cellular component: extracellular matrix. The transcript is spliced from 22 exons. Gene Ontology annotation, molecular function: metalloendopeptidase activity. NCBI's taxonomy places the organism in Eukaryota, Metazoa, Chordata, Actinopteri, Salmoniformes, Salmonidae.